Messenger RNA from Nakaseomyces glabratus, 525 nucleotides. RefSeq names its product 60S ribosomal protein uL5 (gene RPL11A). The record is from RefSeq and is a predicted model, not a curated record. Gene Ontology annotation, molecular function: RNA binding; structural constituent of ribosome. NCBI's taxonomy places the organism in Eukaryota, Fungi, Ascomycota, Saccharomycetes, Saccharomycetales, Saccharomycetaceae. Gene Ontology annotation, biological process: translation. Gene Ontology annotation, cellular component: cytosolic large ribosomal subunit; ribosome.
AUGUCUGCUAAAACUCAAAAUGUUAUGCGUGAAUUGAAGAUCGAGAAGUUGGUCUUGAACAUCUCCGUUGGUGAGUCUGGUGACAGAUUGACCAGAGCUUCCAAGGUUUUGGAACAAUUGUCUGGUCAAACUCCAGUCCAAUCCAAGGCUAGAUACACUGUCAGAACCUUCGGUAUCAGAAGAAAUGAAAAGAUUGCCGUCCACGUCACUGUCAGAGGUCCAAAGGCUGAAGAAAUCUUGGAAAGAGGUCUAAAGGUCAAGGAAUACCAAUUGAGAAACAGAAACUUCUCCACUACCGGUAACUUCGGUUUCGGUAUCCAAGAACACAUUGACUUGGGUAUCAAGUACGACCCAUCUAUUGGUAUUUUCGGUAUGGACUUCUACAUCGUCAUGGGUAGACCAGGUAACAGAAUCGCCAGAAGAAAGAGAUGCAGAGCUACCGUCGGUAACUCCCACAAGACCUCCAAGGAAGACACCAUCGCUUGGUUCAAGCAAAGAUACGAUGCUGACGUCUUGGACAAAUAA